Molecule: messenger RNA, 465 nt
Organism: Danio rerio (zebrafish)
Lineage: Eukaryota; Metazoa; Chordata; Actinopteri; Cypriniformes; Danionidae
Source: RefSeq, a predicted model, not a curated record
CAAAAGACAAAAGUAUGCAUUGUGAGACAGUACCAAACUGUUCAAAUUCAGUUUCAGAACUUGAACAAGGUGGUCCAGUCUGCACAUACGAGAAGGACUGGAGGUCAAUAAAUUUCUGCCCAGAUUUGCCAGAGCAGUGGUUCAAAGGCAAUGGUAGUUUCUACGUUUUCUCCAGCCACAACAGGAACUGGAGCUCCAGCCAAAACCACUGUCGGGGUCUGGAUGGAGAUCUAGUUAUUAUUAGCAACAAAGAGGAGAAGGAAUUUCUCACUGGGAUGCUGUGUGCUAUUGGUGAAUCUGAUCUCUACUGGUCCGGGAGCCGAACAGAUCUGGACCACAAACAACUCAACUGUGCUGCAUUAAAGGGAAAUACACAAGAGGACGUUUCUUGUUUGAGAGAAGAGAAGAGCAUUUGUGAGAUCCCUUGCCAUAAAUAGAGCUCAGUACACUUAAAAAAAAAAAAAA